Messenger RNA from Chilo suppressalis (striped riceborer), 4225 nucleotides. NCBI's taxonomy places the organism in Eukaryota, Metazoa, Arthropoda, Insecta, Lepidoptera, Crambidae. The record is from the annotation of a GenBank genome assembly.
AAUGUCACAAAACGUCAAUUGAAUCUGACAGUUCUACAGUUAUCUGAAGGAAAAUCUGAAAAUUUUACCUUGUUGACUUUUUCAAUUUUAUCCAAACAUUGUGAGAAAUAGAUAGAUUAAGUUAAUUUUAUUCACAAAAAAGUAUAUCAUAUUGUUCAUUUAGAAAUGUCGUGCUAUUUAGUGUACAUCCAAGUAUUAUUAUAAUAAAUAAAAUACCUUCAAACAAAUAUCAUGGAGAACGUUACGAGUGACGACUCCUCCAGCUCUCCAUCUCAAAUCAAUAUGGAUAUUGCGGAUUAUGACUUAUCUGAAUGGAAUCUAGAAUCUUUAAAACAGGCUGCAGUGGAACAUCGGCUAGUGAGGCCGCGUGGCUUAGCAUGGUCCAUUCUGCUCCAGGCCCUGCCAUCACUACAAUCCGACAUGAUUGCUAGUUUAAAAAGUCAUAGGAAGUAUUAUGAUGACUUAAAAAUGAAGCUUUCUAUGGACCCACGUGCUGUAAUUGAUGAUGAUCCACUGUCCCAGAGUGAUGAGAGUGUUUGGAAGCAACAUUUCUGUGAUAACGAGCUUAAAGCGGUAAUCAUGCAGGACGUUGUCAGGACAUUUCCUGACGAACUCUACUUCAGAGACAAAGAUGUUCAAGACACUUUGGUGCGCGUUUUAUUCUUCUGGGCGCGAUCACAUCCUCACAUAGGAUACAGACAAGGCAUGCAUGAGAUCGUGGCGCCCAUACUGUUCGAACUGUUUCAAGACAGGCGGUUUGCGCCAAAGGACCUCGGCAAUACGUUAGAAUGUGUACUGGACGACGACUUCCUCGAACACGAUAGCUACAUGCUUUUUAACGCUGUGAUGAAAGGACUAGAAAGAUUUUAUACAACAGGAGAGGUGGUUCCUACGCCAAGUGGCAGAUUACCAACUUCCAAAAGUGCGCACAAUCCUAACGAAGUAAUAAGAUAUUUGGACCAAGUGAGAGAAGAGUAUUUAAUCCCUUUAGACCACGAGGUGGCGUCGCAUCUGGCCGCCUGCAAUAUUACAAUGGAAUUGUUUGGAAUACGGUGGCUGCGAUUAUUGUUCGGGCGGGAGUUCGCGCGUGGCGAGAUCCCUCACUUGUGGGGCUUCAUAUUUGCGGACGGUCCCUCCUUGCCUUAUAUACACUUCAUUUUAGUCUCUAUGCUCAUCUCCUUAAGGCACAUAUUGAUAGACGCGGAGCCCGGCGCGGUGUUGUCAGCGUUGAUGCGUCCGUUGCCCAUAAGCGCGGGCCACGUGUGUGCGCUCGCGCGACACCUGCGCGCGCCGCUGCAGCACCCGCGGCCCCCGCCCCCCCACUACCACCACAGGCCCGCGUCUCCGCUCGAGGCUAGUCCUGAGGCGGAGCUCGAGCACAGGGGCGUAGGCUUGGACGCCAACGUGUCGGACUCGGGGUCGGAGGGCGUGGCGGAGGGCGGGGACGUGGCCCGCGAGCUGGCCGCGCUGGCCCUGCUGCGGGCCCGCCUGCCGCCCGCCGCCGCUCAGCUCGCCGCCGCACUGCCGCGCGUGCCGCCCAAUGCACAGCGCCCGCUGCAUCAGAUCCUGCAGGUAUACAAUACUCGGGGUCGGAGGGCGGGGACGUGGCCCGCGAGCUGGCCGCGCUGGCCCUGCUGCGGGCCCGCCUGCCGCCCGCCGCCGCUCAGCUCGCCGCCGCACUGCCGCGCGUGCCGCCCAAUGCACAGCGCCCGCUGCAUCAGAUCCUGCAGGUAUACAAUACUCGGGGUCGGAGGGCGGGGACGUGGCCCGCGAGCUGGCCGCGCUGGCCCUGCUGCGGGCCCGCCUGCCGCCCGCCGCCGCUCAGCUCGCCGCCGCACUGCCGCGCGUGCCGCCCAAUGCACAGCGCCCGCUGCAUCAGAUCCUGCAGGUAUACAAUACUCGGGGUCGGAGGGCGGGGACGUGGCCCGCGAGCUGGCCGCGCUGGCCCUGCUGCGGGCCCGCCUGCCGCCCGCCGCCGCUCAGCUCGCCGCCGCACUGCCGCGCGUGCCGCCCAAUGCACAGCGCCCGCUGCAUCAGAUCCUGCAGCUGGCGGCACUCCUUCAGUGCCGGAACCACGCGUUGAUCGACGUAGAAACCGCCCUCGAAGCUGCGGAGGGUCAAAACUCCGACAAAAUUGGUCGCAAGCAGCUAGUACCAGUCACUUUCUUGCCCAAACCUAGCCCCAACAAAUCUCCCCACAAACCAAUCUCUAGAGUCAAGGAAGUACCCCUCAAAGUGUUCCAUCAAGCAGAGUGCAACGAAACCGGGGACUUACCCUGCUUAGAUCCACUAAGACUACGGACUGAAUGACUAAAACGCAAAAUUAUGCUCUACAGCUAUUACCAUUAGGACGAUGUUCGAUCGAAGUGUAUCUACACAGAUAUCCUAGAAAUGCUCAAACGGAAAGUGUAAUCGUUAUCAAACUGACUGCAGAGAUAUUGGGUGUAUUCCGAAUCAAACACCAGUACGCUGGCCAGUGGUAAUGACGUCAUGAUUUCGACGCCAUAUUGACAACACUACUACUACACCAGUGCAAUAUGGCGUCGAAAUCAUGACGUCAUUACCGCUGGCCAGCGUACGGGUUUAUAUUUCGGAAUACACCGAUAAGGGUUUCCUCGGGAUGGAAGAAAUUUGAAAACAAACCCGUAUUUCUAUAUAAAACCUUGUAAGAAGCUCGAAACUAAAUUUUACAGGAGAACGCAUAUAGGAUGAACAUUUAUAUUAUUACCUUCUCUCUUCUGGUUAAGAUUUUUAAAUACAUUUAUUGUACUGUGAGAGACUGUUAUCAUAUUUAUCUUUAUGCACAAUCUAUUUCAGAAUUAUGACCGGUUAUUAACGCAUGCAGAUACAUUUAUGUAAGUGAUAAUACUACACUGUUUGAAUACCAUACGUAAUUUUUUUACAACCAUACUUUUAUCUCGAAAUCGAAUACCGAAAAAUACUGAUAGGUUUUUGCUAAUUCCAAGGAGAUUUAAAUGUGUUAUUGUCCACGAGUCGCCAGAGACACGAGAAAAAAAGGAUACCCAAAAUGGAUUUAGGGGAAAAAAUCCAAAGCUAUCAACGCGAAUUUACGAGUUAUCUGUCUCUCCGCAAACUUUGAUCGUACGAUAUUGUGAUUGAGACUCGACACGGUAAUUGUGUAGCAAGCAAAUCAUAAUUAUGACUGACACUGACUCGGUGUGUUAUGCGCAUUCGUAUUGAUAAUCUUCAUGCUGGCUAAAAGCCAAAAAGGGUCUUUAAGGCCGUGUUAACCGUUAAACGUAGAAAGUUAAAUUUUCGUUGUACCGUUACAUUCACAGUUUCAAAAUUUUGUAAACGUAAAUUGUAAAUAUGUUUUUUUUUUAUUUAAGAAAUCGAUUCUAUGUUUUUGAAUAAGGUUUACUUUAAGAAUAUACUCCCGAAACAUAUAUCGGCCCACAUAGCAUUUUAAGUUUUGUCCUACUUCUAUAGUUUCGACGGUCCAUAACUAAAAAUAAAUGUUAGUUACAUUGAGCAGAAAGUUUGUACGCUGAUUUAUUAACCAUCAUUUUCGUGUCUUUUUUUAAAUAUAUAAUUAUUCCCAACCUAAUUAAAUUAUAUUUUUGCUACAGACCGUUGAAAACUAUAAUGAUAAGUGGGCCGAUAGAUGUGUCUGGAGGUGUAUUUUGUAAUCAGUAAAUAAAUGAACCUUGGUAUACGUGCCGGCAAACUUCAUGAGCAAUGCAACGACCAUAGACAAGGUAACCUGCGCAGGAGUAAUUAUUUUACAUACAGAAACAUCAAAAAGUUUGCCGCCACCAAUAGUAGUGAAUUUGCUACAUUGGAUAUAGUGCUGUGAGUUUAUAAAAUCUUUAAGACAUAGUUGUAAAGUAUUUUUUGCAUUUUUGUUGUAUAAGUGAAUAACGUAGUGCAAUGUAUUUUAAGUGUAACUAGGAAUAUAAUUUCUAUAGACAAAUCUAUCAUGUUAGAAUAAAAGUUUUCCAAAUUUUAAAAAGACUAUGUACUGCCAACUGAAAACUUUUGAUAAUAUAGGAAUCGAUUCUGUUAGGUAAAAAAGCUUAUAAUUUGACUGUUUUAAAACCAUUUAUAAUUAUUACAGACAGAAUCCAGUUCUAUAUUACAUAAUUUGAUAAAAACCUUAGUCCUAAGUUCAAAGAACAACAUUGUUACAAAAUAUAAUUCGGGUAAGUUUAUUAUACCUAAUUUACUGUAAGAAGUUGUAAAAAAUAAAUAUUUUGCUUUUAAU